Messenger RNA from Sorghum bicolor (sorghum), 1094 nucleotides. RefSeq lists its product as uncharacterized. The record is from RefSeq and is a predicted model, not a curated record. NCBI's taxonomy places the organism in Eukaryota, Viridiplantae, Streptophyta, Magnoliopsida, Poales, Poaceae.
CAGCACUUGUCUGAACAGGCGCGACCAAGACUCCCGAGACCCAACCCCACACCUAGCCAGACGGGGAACAAGGCGCACACGUCACGAGCAAAGAGAUGGGCGCCUGCGUCUCCUUCUCGCGCUCGCCGCCGGCGUCGUCAGCACCGGAGCCAGAGGCGUCCCAGUCCCAGCGAACGGCGGCCACGGUCAAGGUUGUGAACCUGGACGGGUCCAUGGCGCAGCUGGCGGCGGGGCCGGUCACGGCGCGCGAGGCGCUGGCGGCACCGGCACCGGCACCGGGCGACGACGGCGGGCGCCACCGCGCGUCGUCGUCGCCGCCGCCGCCGCCGCGGGUCUUUCUCUGCAGCGCCGACGAGCUGGGCUUUGACGCGCCCCCGCGCGCGCUGGCCGCGGGCGAGGCGCUCCAGCCGGGUCAGCUCUACUUCGUGCUCCCGGCUUCUGCACUGCGCCGGCCGCUGUCCGCCAACGACAUGGCCGCGCUCGCCGUCAGGGCCGCCACGGCGCUCGCCGCCGCCGGUGGCUUGUCACCGCGGCGCGAUAAACAGGGCGGAGCGACGCAGGCGAGCAAGCGGCGGCGGCGGUCGACGGCGCGAGUGGCUCCGCUUCUGGUCGCCGUGAGCAGCAAAGAGGGCACGCCUGAUGGUGAUGGUGCUCGGAAGAACGACGUGACCACCGCGGUUCAGGACGGUGAACGCACGGUGGGGAAGACGAGGAAGAGAGCUGCUGGUUACAGAACCGGCGGUUCUCGCCGUCGUGCCGUCGUGCAGAGGUUAAGCGCUAUCGCGGAAGACGGCGAGUGAUCCAUCCGUAUGUUCGGCUCAGGUGUUUUCAUCCUUGCUGCGCUGCAUGGACGGUGCGACAAGCGAUGGAUCAGGUUUUGAUCACGGGCCGGGCAAUGCCUGGCUCCUCCGUGUUUGAAGAUAGGAGGAGAUCGAAGCGAACAUGAACGCCAAUGUAUAGUGCGUAGAAAUUACAGGCUACCACUGCGAUUCUUUCGUGUGUAACAUGGUAAUUUGGGUUAUGGAGACCCAUGGACCAACAACAACGUGAUAAACCGAUAAUUACAAAUUUACAAUACACCUCGCCCUUGUUGA